UUUUUUUUUUUUUUUUUUUUAGGAAGAGAGGGUCUCACUAUGUUACCAGGCUGGUCUCGCAGUCUCGCACUCCUGGCCUCGAGCGAUCCUCCCGCCUCGGCCUUUCGGCCUCCCAAAGUGCUGGCCUGUGCCCAGCCAAUGGCUGUUCCAAAUUAGGGUCUACGGCCCUGCACCGCUGCCACGCACAGUCCUGUGCGCUCAGACUCGACGCAAACAACAGCCGCAAGCUUCCCUGACCCCGCCCCGCAGAGUCCUCGCCCCACCCCGGCUCCACCCCUCUCCCAACCCUGCCAGGCUCUCCAAUCGCGUGUGGAAUUAUCGCUCUACCCAGGCGGUGGUGUCGAUCUCCGCUCCAAUUGGGGCCGUACCAUGGCGGAGAAGACUCAAAAGAGUGUGAAGAUUGCUCCUGGAGCAGUUGUAUGUGUAGAAAGUGAAAUCAGAGGAGAUGUAACUAUCGGACCUCGGACAGUGAUCCACCCUAAAGCACGAAUUAUUGCAGAAGCUGGGCCAAUAGUGAUUGGCGAAGGGAACCUAAUAGAAGAACAGGCCCUCAUCAUAAAUGCGUGACAUAAAACCACUAGGACCAUUAAGCAGUCAUUUAAAGAACCAAAACCUAUGAUCAUUGGCACCAAUAAUGUGUUUGAAGUUGGCUGUUAUUCCCAAGCUAUGAAGAUGGGAGAUAAUAAUGUCAUUGAAUCAAAAGCAUAUGUAGGCAGAAAUGUAAUACUGACAAGUGGCUGCAUCAUUGGGGCUUGUUGCAACCUAAAUACAUUUGAAGUCAUCCCUGAGAAUACGGUGAUCUAUGGUGCAGACUGCCUUCGUCGGGUGCAGACUGAGCGACCACAGCCCCAGACACUACAGCUGGAUUUCUUGAUGAAAAUCUUGCCAAAUUACCACCACCUAAAGAAGACUAUGAAAGGAAGCUCAACUCCAGUAAAGAACUAAGAACAGUAUAUGACAUGAAGAUAACAUUUUGUCUUUGACCACUGUCUUUUGAAUGGGCCCACAGUGUUUAUGCACUCUUAACAACGCACAGAAUAAUAUGUGUUCACUGUAUUUUGUAAAAUUGGGUUGAGAGGAAACUAAUGGAGUUUCAUUGUAACUGUCCUUUGUAAUUUAUAUAAAUGUAUUAUUUUCAAAUAUCCUUGCUUCUUUUCUGAUAAUUUACAGAUUUAGCUUUUCUUUUGUUGUAUAAACUGCUGCCACAAAUUUUAGUUAUGUGAAAGACUACCAUGACAAGAAAAGACAUACUGUUAUGUAUUUACAUUCUAGCAUAGACUAAACUGAAUAAAAAGGCUGAUAACAGCGCCUUUAGUGGGCAUAAUCAGGUUUUCUAUUUGAAUUAAUCUUUUCUCUUAAUUUUUAUUAUGUACUAGUUGUAUUAAAGCUAAUGUGUUUACUUUU
Molecule: messenger RNA, 1404 nt
Organism: Cercocebus atys (sooty mangabey)
Lineage: Eukaryota; Metazoa; Chordata; Mammalia; Primates; Cercopithecidae
Gene: DCTN6
Product: dynactin 6
Exons: 7
Biological process (GO): mitotic spindle organization
Cellular component (GO): dynactin complex
Molecular function (GO): dynein complex binding
Source: RefSeq, a predicted model, not a curated record